Molecule: messenger RNA, 372 nt
Organism: Metopolophium dirhodum (rose-grain aphid)
Lineage: Eukaryota; Metazoa; Arthropoda; Insecta; Hemiptera; Aphididae
Exons: 3
Source: RefSeq, a predicted model, not a curated record
AAUAUAACGUUUAAUGGGGCGGUGCAGACCCUGCACCUCGGCACCGCUCCGGCUGUGGCAGCUGCGUCACCGCCGGCCGAGACCGCUGUCGCCGCAAGCCAUCCGCCGCCGCGAAAGGCACCCAAACGCCGAUGUUGCAGGUGUAACCAUAAUGGCCACACAGAAAGGCAAUGCCUCGCCCCCCAAACACCUAGGAGAACACCAGCUAUAGAACGUGGUGGUGGGUCGAGUUCCAUUAGGAUAAGGCCGUCGCGGAGUCUGUCUGCAAGGUCGAGAACACGCACUCAGACUCCCGCUCCCCGACCUAUCGGAACAUCGACCCCGAUUGCAUCAACCGUAAGUAAUAUUUUUAAUCCUAAUAGUGCUAAAUAA